CCAUACAAGCCUCGAUUUGACUUGGUCGGGCGUGAGAGUGCAUCUUUCCAGUACCAGAGGCCGAUGAAGAGAUGCAUGUUCUUUUGCUUCCGUCUAUGGAGAACAUGCAAUGAAACGCGACAGCAACUGGUGAAGAGGUUCCUCACAGAAAGUGAGAGCGAGGGUCUCGCAUAA
This is a messenger RNA of Boeremia exigua, 174 nucleotides long. RefSeq lists its product as uncharacterized. The transcript has a single exon. The record is from RefSeq and is a predicted model, not a curated record. Lineage: Eukaryota; Fungi; Ascomycota; Dothideomycetes; Pleosporales; Didymellaceae. The annotation marks the transcript as partial.